AUGCCAGUGAAGGAAAAGGGAAGUCCCUCCAAGCAUAGGAAAGCUCCAGAAGCUUGGACAGCGGAAGAAGAGAGCAUCUUCUUGGAAGUCAUUGAUAAAGUACUCAAAAUCAAUUUGUACCGCGAAAUCAAGGCGGAUGGUAGAUUACAAAGAGAGAGUCCCGCUGUGAGAGCUCAUCUUAUCGCUUUGAUGAAUAAACUCAAGAAAGGUCAAUAA
This is a messenger RNA of Kwoniella botswanensis, 216 nucleotides long. RefSeq lists its product as uncharacterized. NCBI's taxonomy places the organism in Eukaryota, Fungi, Basidiomycota, Tremellomycetes, Tremellales, Cryptococcaceae. Bases 1 to 216 code for a protein of 71 amino acids. The record is from RefSeq and is a predicted model, not a curated record. The transcript is spliced from 4 exons.